AUAUUCACGAGAUUUCCGCCUGUCUAGCUAGUCAAACGGACUGCUAAAUACUAAAUAACACAGCAAACACUAACGGGCUACAUUGCUUGAUAUUAAACGCGUGCAAAGUUGCACUCGUGAAACAUAUACGUCUAUACAGAGCGUUAAAUAUAUCGUAAGAUUUGCUCAAGCGAGGACCUCGCAUCUGAUUGCCAAACUUUUAAGCGUUCCUCGCCGUUCAUUUUUUUUGCUCCGAAAAAUUUAAGUUGCAUUGCCAAAUUUAUCCAUUAAAAAAUGUAAUAAGAAUAAUAUUUUAAUAUAUAAUUGUUUGAAAGAAAUUAAAAGAAUUACUCUUAACAAUUUACCUUUUCAUUGAAAAAUAUAAAAUAAUUCCAAUGCAGAGAUUACUCGCGAAAAACUGAGCGCAUAUUUUUAAAAUUCCGAGUCUUUGGAAGCCUUUAAUAUGACAAAAAGAAGGGGAACGAGGAGAAGCAGACAUAUAGACGUAGUUUUAAAAGUUAAACAUACUUAUUAUCAGAAUAAUAGGAGUGAUAGAUUUGUACAAUAACAAGCUUUUAAGCUGCCCAUAAUUUUCGAGCUAAAUCGCGAAUCACUGUAUACAUGCAGUACAAAGGAUUUGAGCAAUCAGCCCGCGAUUUGCCAGUUUGAUUAUCAAAAGCAAGCGGAUUUAUGCCAGUCGUUAUUUACGUCGCCUAUUUUUUUUAUCUAUUGUAGUUUUCAAGGUCGCAUCUCGAAAUCAUUACUCGCCGUGUUGAUUUCGUAGAUCGUCAUGAAACAAAUCGUGUUCUUCCCUCUUCGCUGUCGACGCGACGACGCAAAGUCAAUCGCACGUCGCGAAAUAGAAGCGGCGAACUCUUAUUUAACAUGGUCGACCGAGCCGGCAGUACUCAGUCUACCACCGGCCGUAAUACAGAAAUAUUCGCAUUACCUCGCUGAUUCCUCGACGAAUCGGCGAGUCGUUGGGAGUGCCGCGAGAUUUCAUGGUGUACGCGCUGACGGGGUGAACGAUCAUGGUGCUUUCGGUCGUUUAUCUCGGCCUCCUCCUCCUAUCGGGUCUCUGUCGCGGUCAAGAAUUCAGUUACGAGGGAAGUCUAGGUGAGUCUGACAGAGAAGUUCGUUAUUCGACGUUCAUUGAUAAUGAUGCACUUCGAAAUGAGAUCAAUCUUGUUUUCGCAGGUCCGUCGCAUUGGGGUGAUGAGUAUCAUACGUGCAUUGGGAAACAUCAAUCGCCCAUUAACAUAGAGGAGCACAAUGUGAAGAACGUCAGCCUACAGCCACUGAGAUUGAUCGGCAUUGACAAUCCGUGCCAGUCGUACGUGACGAACACCGGUCACACGGUCAUGCUGAAAACCAACGAAUCCAAAGCAGCCAUGCUGUCCGGAGGACCCUUAGAGAAUAAUAUCUACGUGUUUGAACAACUGCAUUUUCAUUGGGGCCAGAACGAUUACGAGGGAUCCGAAGAUUUAAUUAACAACCAUUCGUUCCCGAUGGAAAUGCAUGCUGUGUUUUACAAGGAGGAUUACAAGUCGAUGGAUGAAGCUCUUAAGCACGAAGAUGGUCUGGCUAUUUUAGCAUAUUUGUACGAGAUAAGCCCUCAACCGAAUCCAAUGUACGAACCGAUUGUAAAAUUAUUACCUGACAUAGAAGCGAUGGGUAAGGGAAAAGUAUUGCAAGAGCCUUUGUUAUUGGAAACAAUACUUGUGCCAGAUAUUGCGAACAUGCAGGACUAUUUCACAUAUAACGGCUCAUUAACUACUCCACCUUGUCUCGAGGUUGCUACGUGGAUUGACUUUAAGGAUCAUCAAGAAUUAUCGCGCGAGCAGUUGUCUGCAUUUCGUGACUUACGGAACCCACAGGGCAACAAAUUGACUCACAAUUUCCGGCCGGUGCAGCCUUUGGAAGAUCGAGUAGUUCUUCACAACAUUCCGCAAGAGCAUAGCACACCGAGUAACAUUUCUGAAGACCAUCAUUUUGAUGGGCAUUCUGGACAACGGAGUGUCAAGGUGCCGAUUCUGUUCGUUGCAUUAGGAGCUCUUGUGGCAAUCUUUCUGUUUGCCAUGUGAAAUCCUUGAUACGAAAUAUUCUAGUCAAAGAGUGUUUUUCAAUUGUUAUCAUAACCUUUGAAGGAAGAGAAUGACGACAAUUAGUAAACUAUUACUAAGCGAAAAAGAAUCUAAUUUUAUAAUAUUGUUUGACGGUUAAGAUAUUUAAUUGAGUAAACGCUCUAAAAUAAAGUUUUAUGAUUUCAUGUAACUAGAAUACAUUUUAUGUGAUGAUUUUUAAUUUAACAGCAAUUUAAUUAUUUCUUAACAUUGUAACAGCGACAUAAGCAAUUCAAGAUCAUGACACACACAGCACACAUAUACAUACAUCAAUUAAAACGUUAUCUUUACACAUACAUUAAUCGCAAUCAUUUAAUUGUGAUUAAUAGUGACAUAUAACAGUUGCCAAGAUAAAAUGUUUGCAUUAAGAUUGAAUUUUAAAAUAAAUAGAUGUGUCAUUCUCCA
Temnothorax curvispinosus is the source of this 2507-nucleotide messenger RNA. RefSeq names its product carbonic anhydrase 1-like. Gene Ontology annotation, molecular function: carbonate dehydratase activity; zinc ion binding. The transcript has 5 exons. The coding region runs from base 1011 to 2063 and encodes 350 amino acids. Gene Ontology annotation, cellular component: cytoplasm. NCBI's taxonomy places the organism in Eukaryota, Metazoa, Arthropoda, Insecta, Hymenoptera, Formicidae. The record is from RefSeq and is a predicted model, not a curated record.